Molecule: messenger RNA, 684 nt
Organism: Paramecium tetraurelia
Lineage: Eukaryota; Ciliophora; Oligohymenophorea; Peniculida; Parameciidae
Exons: 2
Source: RefSeq, a predicted model, not a curated record
AUGUUUGAAUAAUUGACAUCCACUCUUACAACUAGACCAUUAACAUUCGCAAAGUUUUCGUUUCAAAAGGGUGAAGUGGAAUCAGACGAAUAACUAAGACCCAUUGUUAGUGGAAUUUAUCAGCAUUAGAGACAGGGUUCUAUGCUUACGAGCGAACUUUGGUCGAAAAAGCAAUGUCGACAAUAUUUGAAGUAAACCAACAUGUAGACAGCCAAGGGUGUUCUGAAGAGAUUUGCUCAUUGGGAGUGGGAUUAGAAUUCUAAUAAGGAAAGAUUUAAGAAUCUCACUGAAAAGCAUAAAUAAAUUACUUAUACUAAUGAACGUGAAUUGGUAACCAAAUUGUAAUUGGGUACUAUUGAAGGUGAGAAGAGAUUAAGAUAGAAAAUACUGAGAGAUUGGAGAAUACAAUAGAGUUACGACAUUCAAGGAGAAUUAGAGAAGUACAAAGAUUCAGAGAUUAUUAAAUCCAAAGGAAUGAAGUCUCAUAAAUAGAGUUAAUCAUAUGGAUAAUUGCCAUUGAGAUUUUUGGUUAAAAAUCAUCAAAUAAACCAUAUUAUAACAGAGCUUUCAGAAUUGCAGGAAGAUACGAAGAAAGAUAAGAAGAAUUUUGAUAGAGUGUUAAAAUAAAAGAGAAAUAACAAUCGUUUAUAAAAGAUAUCUUUUGAUUAAUUUUUGUAAGACUGA